ACGCCUGAAACUCAAAAGUACUAGACGGACGAUAUUCUGCUUUAACGAAGUUCCAUAAUCGAGUAGCAAUUGUUUAAACAAAUAACCUCAGUUGAAUGAGAAUCGGUGAAGUGAUUAAAUCGAAAUAGCGGUGAAGCGGAAAUAUCGGAGCAAAACAAAAAUAAUACCAAUUAAGAUAAAUAAAAUAAAAAUAAUUACAUUUUUGAUCUUACAUAUAAUGUUUUAGACGAAAAGCGAAGAAAAUCGAAAAUAUAAAUUGCAAAAAUGGUCAACAUAACUAGUCUUUGGGAAAAAUUUGUGUACAAAUUCUUUCAGUUUGCCCCCAGCACUGUAGUGUGCUUUAGUUUUUUGCCAUGUGGUCUGGUUUUUGGAUAUACCAUUUCUUCGUUUGUGGCUGAGCGAAAUGUUGAGGUUGGCGUCAUCGUCUAUGGUCCCUUAAUCUUGGGAGCCUGUUGGGGUUUUGUAGCCGCUUUAAUAAUGUUCCUAAUGAAGCUCUUCCGUUCCCGCAUUAUCUUUUGGCACAUGUACAUUUUACUGACAGCGGGUGUACUCCAUGUCAUAGCGAGCUGUUUUUAUUUUGCCAAUGAUAUGGAUAACAUCGGAGCAUUCAUUUCCUAUCUGGCUCACAGUUUAACCUACUUGGCUGGCCUAAGUUUUCUACACACCAUACUGGCCAAAGGUGCGCGUGCCAUAUUCCUGGCCAUAUCCUUUAGUUUUUACAUUUUGGGAAUUGCCUCCGCCGUCAGUUUGAUUGGAUCUUCGUACUUCAAGAAUAUGCAGGAUAAUAGCAAUGCUACCGCUCAAGAAUUAACCCAUGGUAUUUAUGUGGAUUUUGCCGGUGUUUAUCUAUCAAUGGCCGCCGUUGUCUUGGCUUUGCUAAUUGGCAUUGUGGUGUUGAACUAUUUUGGCACUACCGAUUGUGAGAAUAGCAUGGAUAAUGAUUUGCGUAUAGCCAAUUCGAAUGGUUCGAUUUUCGAUAAACGUGAUGAAAUUAUCAAAAGGAUUGAAUUUUUCUAUGUUACCAAAAAUCAACAAUGGAAUGUUACCCUGUUGCUGCUCUUCACCGAGGCCAUACAUUUUUCCCUGUUUAUCUAUUUCUCAUUUUGGUUCUCGCUCAACUCAGCCAUACGGGUAACGGAUAUUGCCAACAUUGAUGCCAUGUUCUGGGUGGUAUAUGCCGGUAGUGUUAUUGUCACAGUGCCCAUCGUGUUCUUUUCGGUAAAGGUCACCUAUGUGGGUAAUCAGCUGUGUAUGAUUGUAAUGACCAUCCUCACCAUGAUCAUAUGCAGUUCAGUUAAGACUAGUGUGCCUAUUUGGAUUCUGCUCUUCUUCUUUGGCAUGUCUUAUUCCAAUUUGCAAAUACUCCUAGUUGAAGUGGCUCACUUCCGGUAUCUGGAAUUGGUGAUAUAUGCUUCGUAUCUGUUGAAACUACUAUCGACUGCAGUUAUUUACUAUUAUUUUGUGGCAAAUGCGAAAAAUUCCUAUUUUUAUUCCACCGAUACAAGUACUCUCAUGUCCGAGGGAUUUGUCUACAUUAUAAUCGGUUCGCUAUUAGCCUUAGUGGUGGGAAUGAAAGUACCUCGAACUUAUCGUACUUCUCUUUUCGAAAUUCGAUAUGGCUUGCUGGGCAUUAUUUUCCAGAAACAUCAGAUAGAACAAUUAAAUGUCAGGUGUUUGAACGAUGGCACAAUACCAACGAUAAGUAGACCAGCAAUGUAGGAGAAUGGUGGUGGAAUGAAUAAACUGCUGGUGGAUUUUGUUGUUAUACAUUUUUUUUUUAUUUAAGUAUUUAUUUAAUAUUUCUACUGUAUUAUGCGAAAUAAAUUUUUUAAAAUGAAGACAA
Molecule: messenger RNA, 1843 nt
Organism: Stomoxys calcitrans (stable fly)
Lineage: Eukaryota; Metazoa; Arthropoda; Insecta; Diptera; Muscidae
Exons: 3
Coding region: 265-1719 (484 amino acids)
Source: RefSeq, a predicted model, not a curated record